GUGCAACCCGCAUCCGCAGCCCACGCACCGUUCACUCAAUGCUCAUUGAACCCCCCCCUUCUGCGAUUGCGAAUUACGAGUUCACACGCCGCUUCCUUUCUGACAUAUAGAGCCUCGUAGCCAUGUUUUCCGCCUCGAAGAAACCCUUCUCCGCCAUCUCUGUCCAUGUCGAGACCUACACCUCCGAAACAUACGAUGAAGACGAUCUUGCCGGUGUCCCUGACCUGCUCGAAGUUAUCAAGCUGCAGAAUACUGGUCCGCAGGAGGUUGCUCGGGCAUUGAGGAAGAAAUUGAAGUAUGGCAGUGUACAUCGACAGCUAAGGGCCCUCACCAUUCUCGACGGCCUUUUACAAAAUGGCGGGACAAGAGUACAAAGAGCACUACUGUCUGACGGCCCUCUGCUGGAACGACUGAGGAUUGCUGCAGCCGAUCCAACUUCAGAUCCAGAUGUUCGAACCAAGUGCAAAGAUCUCUUUGGACAGUGGGUCGCCAGCUCGAAAGACAACCCCGGACUGGAAGGAGCCAAGUCAUUGUACAACCAACUACCAAAGACACAUAAGCCGGUCCAACAAAGACGGGAGCAAAGCAAGGUGCUUCGGGAGACCGAAGAGGACGUACAACGGGAGCAGGAAGCAGAGAUGGCGCGGGACCGAUCAGACAGCAUUCCUAGAGCGGGUGAACCCUCGAGCCCCAACAUGCUACGAAAAGCGAGCUCGCCCGUCACGCUGGGACAGUCGUCACUGUUCGCUUCGAAAAAGGUCAAGAAAGACAAAAAGGGCAAAGUAAAAGCAUUCAAUCUGGAACGUGAGAAGCCAUCCAUACUACAAUCAAUCGCAGCGUCCUCGGUGGCUUCUACCGGACUAACCAAUGCCCUACGGCUGGUCAACCGAGAAAAUGAGCGCGUGUCUCACAACGCAGAAGUGAUGAAACGCUUUGAGACUUGCAAGCAGCUUCGCCGCCAGAUCCUUCGCUACAUUCAGCUAGUUGAGUCGGAAGAGUUUCUGGGAGGUCUGAUUCACGCCAAUGAGGAGUUGGUCAACGCUCUGAUGGCCUUCGAAGUCAUGGACAAGGCUGUGGACGACGAUUCGGACAGCGAGCUUGAGGAGGCACAGCACCGCAGCCGAGAAGCGGCUAGAAGCGAACAAGCUGCUGCUAGGGAGGCCGAGAAACUCGUCGCCGCGAUGAACAUAUCCAGUCCAGCGAAACCUCCGCGGCCCGCGCCAGGACAUAUCGCCAUGCCACCACCUGCGAGGGCGGCACGAUCAGCCAACACAAAUUGGAAGGCGAAGCAGAUUGAGAGUGAUAGCGAGAGUGAGACGGAUGUAGAUGACGACGAGGACAAUCCUUUCGGCGACAAGAAUGCCAUGAAGACGCCAGACCCUGAUCUGGGAAGGAGGGGAUAUACCUGGAAAGAAGUAUAGUGUUCACUCCAGGAAUGGAUGCUGGGAUGUGGCACUGGGUUUGGCGUGGGCCUGUAAGCUUGCCGCAUUGGCAAUUGCGCCUAGCGAGGACGUUGUUAUCCUUAUGAAGUUAUGAAUUUUGAUGAGUUCUGGAAUGUUGACGAACCCUACCUUUGAUCAACUGUUGUCCCGGUAAAUCCUUCUUCGUUUCAGCAAGUGCACGGCCUAUAACCCAGGUAUCUCGUGCUGAAAUACCCUAUCGUCUGAGAGAAGAAGCGCU
Exophiala viscosa is the source of this 1680-nucleotide messenger RNA. RefSeq lists its product as uncharacterized. The record is from RefSeq and is a predicted model, not a curated record. Gene Ontology annotation, cellular component: actin cortical patch. Gene Ontology annotation, molecular function: phosphatidylinositol binding; ubiquitin binding. NCBI's taxonomy places the organism in Eukaryota, Fungi, Ascomycota, Eurotiomycetes, Chaetothyriales, Herpotrichiellaceae. Gene Ontology annotation, biological process: endocytosis; actin cortical patch localization; actin filament organization. The transcript has 2 exons. Bases 123 to 1421 code for a protein of 432 amino acids.